This is a messenger RNA of Uranotaenia lowii, 2098 nucleotides long. RefSeq names its product translation factor GUF1 homolog, mitochondrial. The transcript has 3 exons. Bases 123 to 2066 code for a protein of 647 amino acids. Lineage: Eukaryota; Metazoa; Arthropoda; Insecta; Diptera; Culicidae. The record is from RefSeq and is a predicted model, not a curated record. Gene Ontology annotation, cellular component: mitochondrion. Gene Ontology annotation, biological process: positive regulation of translation. Gene Ontology annotation, molecular function: mitochondrial ribosome binding; GTP binding; GTPase activity.
GCAUAACGCAAAUUAUUGGUCAGAUUUUAGCCGGUGGUUUACACUCAUUUUCGCGUGUGAUAUGUUACUGUAAUUUGUAAGAAAACCGGAAAAUGAAAGUUAGUAGUUGUAACUCUUAAAAAAUGCUAUUAUUUCUGAAAGUUGUUCCACGUUUCUCGCGGAAUCCAGUUUUGAAAAGAACCCUCGCAGGAUUACGCCAGUUCAGCACUAGUCCGAAUCGUUUCACGGACACCUUGGGCUAUGAUGAAAUUCCGGUGAACCGGAUACGCAAUUUUAGCAUCAUAGCCCAUGUAGACCACGGGAAGAGUACCCUGGCCGAUAGGCUUCUGGAGUUAACUGGAACGAUAGCAAAGAAUUCCGGCAACAGGCAGGUGCUGGACAGUUUGCAGGUCGAAAAGGAGCGAGGUAUAACGGUGAAAGCUCAGACCGCUUCCUUGCUGUACGAGCACGAAGGUAGCAAGUAUUUGCUCAAUCUGAUCGAUACCCCAGGCCACGUGGAUUUUUCCAACGAGGUGUUCCGGUCGUUAGCCGCUUGUGAUGGGGUAAUUUUGCUGGUCGAUGCAAAUGAGGGAGUACAAGCUCAGACCGUGGCCAAUUAUCAUCUGGCCAAGUCAAGGGAUCUGGUCAUCAUUCCGGUGCUAAAUAAAAUAGAUUUGAAAAACGCUAGACCAGAUGCUGUCGCGCAGGAACUGUUCACUUUAUUUGAAAUUGAUCCAGACGAGGUCUUGCGGAUAUCGGCUAAGUUAGGAACGGGCUGUGAAGAAAUAUUGAAACAAAUAGUCCUGCGAUUGCCAGCCCCCGAUGCAAAAAGGGAAAGCAAUUUCCGAGCAUUAAUUUUCGAUAGUUGGUUCGAUCGAUACAGAGGAGCUUUGAAUUUGAUUUACGUCAAAGAUGGUCAAAUUACAACGGGCCAGGAGAUCGCUUCUUUCCAUACUGGAAAAAUAUACGAGGUCAAAAGUCUCGCUCUUCUACAGCCAGAUGAGCGCAAAGUUGAUCGUUUAGUCGCAGGACAAGUCGGCCUGCUGGGAUGCAACAUGAGAACCAGUAAAGAAUCUAACAUUGGUGAUACAUUAUUUCUCAAAAAGGAUAAAAACUGUGAACCUUUGCCAGGGUUCAAACCCCAAAAGGCAAUGGUAUUCGCUGGAGUCUACCCGUCAGAUCAAUCCCAGCAUCCUUACCUCAAAAAUGCUAUUGAUAAGCUCGUUUUGAACGACUCUGCCGUAACCGUUACUCCAGAUUCAAGUCCAGCUCUAGGUCAAGGUUGGCGGCUCGGUUUUCUUGGCCUUCUGCAUCUUGAUGUGUUCAGUCAAAGGUUGCAACAGGAAUACGACGCCGAUCCCAUUCUCACAGCUCCCUCAGUAACGUACAAAAUCAAAUUGAAAGGCGCCAAGGCGAUUGCUGCACAUGGUGGCAAUGAAAUAAUCUACGUUAGCAAUCCAGCCCUCUUCCCGGACACAACUGUGGUAGAAGAAUACUACGAACCCUACGUUCUCGGCACCAUAAUCGCACCAACAGAAUGCACUGGAGCAAUCAUUGGGCUUUGCGUUGAACGACGAUCGGUUCAAAAAACGUCAAUCAACAUCGACAACGACCGUAUCAUGACAACCUAUUUGAUGCCUCUCAACGAAAUUGUCCUAGACUUCCACGACCAGCUAAAAUCGAUCAGCUCCGGUUAUGCUAGCUUCGAUUAUGAAGACCACGGCUAUGUGGCCAGUGCUUUGGUUCGAAUGGAUGUUCUGCUCAACGGACAACUCGUCGAUGAACUGAGCUCGGUGUGUCAUCUGAGUAAGGCACAAACCCACGGCCGACAGUUGGUGCUCAAACUGAAAGAACUCAUCCCGAGACAAAUGGUUCAGGUUGCGAUUCAGGCUGUCGUUGGGGGAAAAAUUGUUGCCCGCGAAACUCUCAAAGCCUACCGGAAAGAUGUAACGGCCAAGCUGUACGGGGGUGAUGUGACACGAAGAAUGAAACUGCUGAAGCAGCAGUCGGAUGGCAAGAAAAAAAUGCGUGCCAUCGCCAAUAUCAACGUUCCAAAAGACACUUUCAUCAACGUGUUGAAACGGUAGCAAGUGUAAAAUACAACUUUGAACAUAUCAAA